Drosophila gunungcola (fruit fly) is the source of this 1172-nucleotide messenger RNA. RefSeq names its product CLIP domain-containing serine protease HP8-like. Gene Ontology annotation, molecular function: serine-type endopeptidase activity. NCBI's taxonomy places the organism in Eukaryota, Metazoa, Arthropoda, Insecta, Diptera, Drosophilidae. The transcript is spliced from 4 exons. Bases 194 to 1087 code for a protein of 297 amino acids. The record is from RefSeq and is a predicted model, not a curated record. Gene Ontology annotation, biological process: proteolysis.
AGUGUAUCAAACAGUCGACUAUAGAGUUUUUUCUUGUUUUUAAAAAUUUUGGCAGAAUUAAAUUAGCAAUCGAUUAUAAUACUAAAUAUUUCUAUCUGCUACUCAAUUUGAUCCCCAUUUAAAUGUAGCUUAUCUUGAAACUUCUAAAUGAAAUCGUUAAUGAAAUUGCUUGAAAAUAACAGCAGCAAUCUAUAUGUACAUAUAUUAUAAGCGUUUUUUUGUCGCAGUUUGGGGUAUAAAAAGAGCAACGUUCCGUGGGAGCUUAUCAGUGGGCAAAUUUGAAAUGAAGAUUAUCGGUGAAGUGAUCGUCUUUGUGUGUUUGAUUGUUGGAUCCCAAGGACAAUGGCUUGAUGAACACUGUGGGUCUGGAGGAUCAACCAGCUGCCCGUGGUUAGCUGCCAUAUACAUAUGGGAUCCCCAAAAAUGGGAAACCUAUUUUCAUUGCACUGGCACACUUAUCACCGACCGUUUUAUUCUCACCCAUGCCAUACCCAACACCCGAAUCGGAUACAUCUUUGCUCGCUUGGGAGCAACCUACGACGACGCGCCUACAUCACAAUGGUACACCACUGAGUCCUUGACUAUGCAUCCCAACUUCGAGAAUAAUGGAAAACAUAUCAAGAAUGAUAUAUCUCUAAUCAAGUUGAAUAGGAAAGCUGAGUUCAAUGCAUUAAUCAGCCCAAUUUGCCUGUUUCAUAGCAAAAGCCAAAACCAAAAGCAACUUCAGAGGCAGAUUGCGGACUCCACUUUGGAGUUUACGUUCUCGGGUUGGACAAAACCAUUCUUCACUUCGAAUUCAAAAGUGCUCAAAUCUACCAUGGUGGUUCGGCUUAAUCCCCAACUUUGUUCAAAUGCUAUUGAAGAUCCCUUGGAAUGGAAUCAAAUCUGUGGUGAAACUGAUUCCGAUGAAUUAUGCUUCAGAAACAGCGGAGGUCCUUUAGAAAUGGUAAUAAACAAGUGGGGAAAAAAUGAGUCCGUACUGCUUGGAAUACUCAGCUAUGGAACCGGCUCAUGUGGGGAUCCCGAUGUGUUUACAGAUAUAUUGAGUCAUUCAGAUUGGAUUGCUAGUAUCGUUCGUGAUCAGUAAGUCAUUUUAUACUUUAAAAAAAAAAAAACACGAAAACUAUUCAACUCAAUUAUUUGAUUAAUUCUAAAAAAUUUUGACGAUUUGC